CGUAACAUAGGCCCCCUGGUAGCAACAGCUGAUAAUGAUUAACGGAAUAUAGUUGACCGGUACAAUUAUUUAGAUCACAAACCAUUCAUUGUUGACGUGCAGUUAUGGCUCGAGCGAUAUUUAAUACAUCGAAUAGUCUACAGAGGUGGCAAUUGAUUUUUCGAAGAGCCUAUUCUCAAGAAAAAUUUCCAAAAAUUACAACACACUACACGGUUGUACCCAGAGAAACAGAUCCAAGAUGGAAAGAUGUGAACAUGGAAAGAUAUGCGGACGAGUGCGAUAUACUAAUUGUUGGUGGUGGUCCAGCUGGACUGUCCGCAGCUAUUCAGGCACGUAAACUAGCAGAGAUGCAUGGAAAAGAACUUAGAGUUACAGUCGUUGAAAAAGCUGCCACUAUCGGUGGUCAUAUUCUUAGUGGAGCUUGCGUGGAUCCGAUUGCUUUGAACGAACUACUACCAAAUUGGAAAGAAUUGGAUGCACCCUUGAAGACUCCUGUCACCGAAGAUAAAUUCGCGUUUCUCACUGAAAAAGGCAGGAUAUCGAUACCAAUUUUGAAAGGAAUGCCAAUGUACAAUCAUGGAAACUACGUAGUCAGAUUGGGCCAUGUUGUGAACUGGCUCGGACAACAAGCAGAAGCUGCAGGAGUGGAGUUGUAUCCUGGCUAUGCUGCGGCAGAAAUACUAUAUCAUGAAGAUGGAUCUGUUAAAGGAAUAGCCACGAAUGAUGUUGGCAUUGCGAAAGACGGCUCUCCAAAGGAUACCUUCGAACGAGGAAUGGAACUGCAUGCCAAAUGUACAAUUUUUGCAGAGGGUUGUCAUGGUCAUCUUACAAAACAAAUUUCGAAGAAACUGGACCUUAGAAAAGACUGUGAGCCUCAGACUUAUGGUAUAGGAUUAAAGGAGAUCUGGGAAAUUGAUCCAAAGAAACACAGGCCUGGUACUGUUGAACAUACAGUAGGUUGGCCACUGUCAAAAAAUAUCUACGGCGGCUCCUUUUUAUAUCAUCUUAACGAAGAUACACCCCUUGUUGCCAUAGGUUUUGUUAUCGGGUUAGAUUACUCUAAUCCUUACGUACAUCCGUUUAAAGAAUUUCAAAGAUUUAAACAACAUCCAAGCAUUAGACCUGUCCUGGAAGGAGGAAAAAGAAUAGCAUAUGGAGCAAGAGCUUUGGUAGAAGGCGGUUUUCAAUCUAUUCCUAAACUUCAAUUCCCUGGGGGUUGUCUGGUGGGUUGUACGGCAGGAUUUUUAAAUGUUCCUAAAGUUAAAGGAACGCAUAACGCUAUGAAAAGCGGUAUGCUUGCAGCAGAAAGUGCCGUUGAGGCCGUAAUUGACUCGGAAAAUAAUCCAUCGCCUACUAAAGGCAUAGAACCAAAAACUUAUACCGACAAAAUAAAAAACAGUUGGAUUUAUAAGGAAUUGAAAGCUGUUAGAAACAUAAGGCCCAGCUUCCAUACGAGUCUCGGUCUUUACGGGGGUUUGAUAUAUUCUGGAUUUUCGAUGUUAAUCGGAGGUCGAGAGCCAUGGACUUUAUCUCAUGGCGGCCCGGAUUACAAAAAACUGAAACUGGCAUCCGAGUGUACACCGAUCGAAUAUCCUAAACCAGAUAAUGAAGUGUCUUUUGAUUUGUUAUCAUCAGUGGCUCUUACAGGUACAAAUCACGAAGGCGAUCAGCCUCCUCACCUCACAUUGGCCGACGACACCGUCCCGGUAAGAAAAAAUUUAGAGGCGUUUGCUGGUCCAGAAGGUCGAUUUUGCCCUGCUGGUGUAUAUGAGUUUGUACCACUAGAGUCCGGGGAGGGAGAGAGACUGCAAAUUAAUGCACAGAAUUGCAUUCAUUGUAAAACGUGUGAUAUCAAAGAUCCGAGUCAAAACAUCAACUGGGUUGUGCCAGAAGGCGGUGGUGGUCCCGCGUAUAAUGGAAUGUAAAUUCCAAUUAGAAAUUGGAACAAUUGUUGGUCUUCGUAAUGUUAUAUUUGCAAAUUAUAUUUUUUUACGAUAAUGAAAAAUGUUUAUAUGUGUCUUCGAAGAUAUAAUAAUUUAAAACUAUUUUUUUAAUAUCAAUUUUACUGUAUAAAUGAAAUAUACAUUCAAAUCUGUGCUAACGAUCAAAGCAGUCAAUGCUGCCAAAUAGAUGGAAUAUUUAAUAUUUUAAUAUACAUCGAGAAAGGCACGAGCAAUGUGUCAGCUUAUGAAUUGAAUUUAAAAGAAUGGAUAAUUUUAUCUAACAAGAAAAUAUAUAAUGCGUUUACGUUGAUAAAAACGCAUUUUUUAUACAUACCAAAAGUAUGAGAAAUAUACUUUACAUUGUAAUAAAAAUAUUUUAUCAACCCUUAAAGAAAUUCUGUAUAAAAGACAUAAAUGUAAAGGAUAAUAGAUCAUUUUUGAUAAUGAAGUGCCUAUUUUUAAAGGGAAUAUUAACAUUAUUCAAAUGGGUUAGAUAAUUAGCACUGCUCACUGCCAUUAAUUUACCUUAUACGUACGUAUACUUUCAAUUUGAUUGCAUACUAGUAAAAUUCAACAGAUUUAUCAUCUGUUAGAAUAACGAUUAUUGUGUUAUACAUAUUUAAAGUGAAUUGAAAAAUAAAUGAUCUUGUAAGAAAAAGAAUACUUUUU
Messenger RNA from Colletes gigas, 2612 nucleotides. RefSeq names its product electron transfer flavoprotein-ubiquinone oxidoreductase, mitochondrial (gene Etf-QO). The record is from RefSeq and is a predicted model, not a curated record. Lineage: Eukaryota; Metazoa; Arthropoda; Insecta; Hymenoptera; Colletidae. The coding region runs from base 105 to 1925 and encodes 606 amino acids. Gene Ontology annotation, molecular function: electron-transferring-flavoprotein dehydrogenase activity; iron-sulfur cluster binding. Gene Ontology annotation, biological process: electron transport chain. Gene Ontology annotation, cellular component: mitochondrial inner membrane. The transcript has 8 exons.